Messenger RNA from Peromyscus eremicus (cactus mouse), 3953 nucleotides. RefSeq names its product leucine rich repeats and guanylate kinase domain containing (gene Lrguk). NCBI's taxonomy places the organism in Eukaryota, Metazoa, Chordata, Mammalia, Rodentia, Cricetidae. The transcript has 16 exons. Bases 51 to 3953 code for a protein of 1300 amino acids. The record is from RefSeq and is a predicted model, not a curated record. Gene Ontology annotation, molecular function: protein binding; GMP kinase activity. Gene Ontology annotation, cellular component: cytosol.
CGGCGGCGAGGGCCAAGACGGCAAUCUCCUAGGCAACGCGCAUAAACAAGAUGUCGGCCUACGAGAAAAGUCCCUCGAAGGGGAAAGCGCCCUCUCUCCAGGGAGGCUUGGGAGCCUCCCGAGCUGUAAUCCAGGCAAUACUGUCGCUCGCAGCAAAACAUCGUCGGACACAAUGGCCUGUUUUUCCCAUGGGACAGAGAACGAAAGGGACUUUCAAAAGCGCCUCCUCCUACCUCCUCCAACAGCUCAUCCACCGCUCCCGCUCUCCGGAUGCAGAAGUGGAGGCGCACCAUCAGAACGAAGAGGAAUCCGAAGAGUCCGAGGAAUCCGAAACGAUGAAUUUGGAGGAGGAGUUUGAUGGGAUCCUGAGAGAGGAGGCCGUGGCUGAGGCACUGGAUGAACUGGGAUGGUCAGGCCCUGGGACGGAGCAGGUCUACCUCAACCUGAAUUUAUCACACUGUGACUUAACUGACAUCAGCAUCCUGCGUGACUAUAUUCACCUACAGAAGCUGAAUCUUUCGGGAAACAAAAUCGAAGAUCUGUCUUGUGUGAGCUGCAUGCCAUAUCUUCUAGAACUAAAUGCUUCUCAGAACAAGCUGACUACCUUCUUCAAUUUCAAACCACCCCAAAAUCUCAAGAAGGUGGAUUUUUCCUCCAACCAAAUUUUUGAAAUGUGUGACCUGUCGGCGUACAACACUCUCACUCAACUGAUUUUGGACAACAACGAGAUAAAAGAAAUCAAUGGGCUAGAGAAUUGCAUCAGCCUGACCCACCUUAGUCUGGCUGGCAACAAGAUCACCACAAUUAACGGCUUAGGAACAUUACCCAUCAAAGUGCUUUGUCUGCGCAACAACCAGAUCGAGGCCAUCAUGGGUCUGGAGGAACUGAAAGCCUUGCAGAAGGUGGAUCUGUCCUACAAUCAGAUCAGUAGCCUCCAGGGUUUGGAGAACCACGACCUCCUGGAAGUGAUCAACCUCGAGGAUAACAAGAUUGAGGAGCUGAGCGAAAUAGAAUACAUUGAAAAUCUUCCUAUCCUUCGAGUUCUCAAUCUACUAAAGAAUCCAAUUCAGAACAAAUCUGAAUACUGGCACUUCGUAAUAUUUAUGCUGCUGCGACUGACAGAAUUAGAUCAGCAGAAGAUUAAAGUGGAAGAAAAGGUUUCUGCAGUGAAUAAAUAUGACCCUCCUCCUGAAGUGGUUGCUGUCCGAGAUCACAUGACCCAUGUUGUCAACAGCAUGUCGCAGCCACAAAGGAUCUUUGACAGCACCCUGCCAAGUCUGGAUGCCCCUUAUCCCAUGCUGAUCCUAACUGGUCCCGCAGCUUGUGGGAAACGAGAACUCGCCCACCGCCUCUGCAGACAGUUUAACACUUACUUCAGAUACGGGGCCUGUCACACCACGAGACCGCCUUACUUUGGUGAAGGGGACCGAGUUGAUUACCACUUUAUCUCUCAAGAAGUUUUUGAUGAAAUGCUGAACAUGGGUAAAUUUAUUCUAACAUUUAAUUACGGUAAUCACAAUUAUGGAUUAAACAGGGACACUGUAGAAGGUAUUGCAAGAGACGGAUUAGCAAGCUGCAUUCAUAUGGAAAUAGAAGGUGUAAGAAGUUUGAAGUAUUCCUAUUUCGAGCCUCGAUAUAUCUUGGUGGUGCCCAUGGACAAGGAAAAAUAUGAGGGAUAUUUGCGGAGGAAGGGAUUAUUUAGUCGAGCAGAAAUUGAAUUCGCUGUCUCCAGGGUGGACGUUUAUGUUAAAAUUAAUCGGAAAUUUCCAGGAUAUUUCGAUGCAGUAAUCAAUGCAGAUGAUCUGGACAUUGCCUACAAAAAGCUAAGUGAUCUCAUUCGAGAAUACCUGGGAUUGACUGAGGAAGCUACUAAGGGCUUGGCUCCAGCUGCAGGCGCUCCCUCUAGCAAGAAGACCAUCUCUGGGGUCCCAGCACACCUGGUCCCCUCCCCCAGGCGCUUGGCAAGACUGCAGGCAGAUGGCCAAAAACCAGAGGCUCUCCCAGAAGUGCAGACUCAUGAGAAGACCUCUGAUAGUCAGAACUCAGCUCUUCCACAGAGCCAAGAGUUAACUGAGGAGGGAGAACACCCUAAGAAGGAUCCUUCUUCCAGCAGCCACCCUGCUCCACCUCAGCAGGUCAGUUCUUCAACACUUGAUAUUCCUCAGCAAGACCAAGACACAUCACCAAAGGUGAAGGAAGGGGAUGGUCAACCAGCCAACCUCCCUCCCAAAAUAACCACUGAGAUGGACGGCCCCGAAGAUGAGCAUGAGCCACUUGAACUAAAAGCUGGACAGUCUUCUACUAUUGCAGCUCAAGAACCCCCUCAGCAUCCUGGCCCCCCUCCCCCACACAGCCCUCAGCCAGACCAGGAUAAGGAACCUGGAGAGAUCAAAGGAGCCCCUAGCAACCCACCCCCAACUGAACCCUCACAGGUACCUGACCCAGCUUCCCUCAGUCCUCAGAGAGUGCAGGAUGAGGGAACUGAGCCAGCCAACCCUGCACCCAGCAGUUCCCCUCACAAUCUUCCAGAAGAUCCCUCCACCUCUGAUGUAGUGAAGCCUGCUGGGGGUUCUCAACCACCUCUGAAGGAGGGAACCCCCAAAGCGGUUGUCCGUGCCAGUACUCCUUACCCAGAAAUUCCACCUCCCCAAGACUCAUCCACAAACUCAAAACAUACCCAGAUCAGGGAGCAGCCAGUGGCCUUGCUGCCUAAAAGUCGGCUAGCUCCUACCAGGUUACCCCAGCCCCAAACCCUGGCUCCUCUCCAGAGCAGGAGACCCACACCCAAGCUUCUUUCUCCCAGUAGGGAAGAGGCUUUGGGGACAAGCUCAGAUCAGACCCCAACUCCUUCUCCCAGGUCUCUCCCAACUCAGGAUGGAGACCCCAAUAAACUUCCUCCCAUCAGCCCUCCCCAGUCCAAAGCACCCCCAAACCCAAGCCCCCAGGCAGCCCAUAGUCCACAGCAAGCCCAUGAUGGAAAAGCCAGCGAGGUGAAGCUCCCACUUAUUAGCCCCCCGAUCCAGGAACAAGCCCAGCAGCACUCCACCAACCCUCCCCAGGAAGAGGAGGCAUCCACAGUCCGGCUCCCUCAUAUUCCUGCUCCCUCUGUGGAACCUCAGCUGCCUCAGAACACUAGGCCAAGGCCUGCUUCGAAGCCUGCAAAAGAAAGGAAAACUCCCAAAGUAGGCCAUGCCUCCAGCAAGAAGAUUCCAGAUCCACAGCUGUCACCUCACAGGCAAGAGGCUGCUAAGCAGAAGGAUGCUAGGAAAAAAAAACUCAGGCUGAGAGAGACAGCUAAAGGGUCGCCAUACCCAAGAAAGACGCCAGGUGUAAAGUCUCAGACAACCCAGCAGUCGGAAUCCCAUAGCAAGACAACUCCUAGGAAUGUGUCUGACCCGCUUGACUCCAGGUCCCCUCUGAGCCACACUGAAGCAGUAUCAACAGACCCCCAGAACCAGGAGGACAAAAACCGCAAAGCACACAAUUCCAGAAAGAAGGACCUGGCUCAGUCUGUAGGUGCGUCCCAAAAUGGAGAAAUGUUAGAAGGAUUAGCUCAAGAAAACGAAACAGCCCUCAGUGAGAAUCAACCAACCCAAGAAGCUCAGCCCCUGGGGGUGCAUCCUGGGGGGAGAGAGGAGGCUCACAAAAAGGAAAGGUCUCAGAAGAGAGAGGUUGUGGGGAAGCCUUCAGGGCAGGAGGUUGCAGCCCCUAGCCAGCUGCGGGCCAAAGAGACACAAACCCAUAAAGACACCAGUCAGAUCAGACAGGGCUACGCCCAGAGGCACAACAUACUUAUGUCUAAGCAGCAAUCCAAAGAAAAACGAACUCGGAAAAAUGGGGAUGUACCACAGAACAGAAGCCCUACUGCUCCCCAGAAUCAGGUGUCAGAGGAGGAGCAGGGUGGCCGGACAGGAAGACUGCGAGCCAGGGGCAGCCAGAGCAUCAAAGUAUGA